Molecule: messenger RNA, 2658 nt
Organism: Meloidogyne enterolobii
Lineage: Eukaryota; Metazoa; Nematoda; Chromadorea; Rhabditida; Meloidogynidae
Source: the annotation of a GenBank genome assembly
AUGGUAGACUUGGAUUUUUCUAAAGGAAAUUAUUAUGAACAUAAGCUUAUACAACAUUCAUGUUAUAAUUUAGGAGCAAUAGGCUCGGAGAUUCUUGUAUUGGCCAAACCAAUCGAGGCAAGAACAUUGCAGAUCGACUUUCUAGAAUUUCAUGGCGGUGUUCCCUGCAUGAAAUUUGAGUUUUUGGGUUGUCAACGGACUGCAUGUGAAGAUAUUAAUGAAUGCGAGGAUGGUCGUAAUGGAGGUUGUGAACAGCAUUGUCACAAUACACAAGGUGGACAUCGUUGCAGCUGUGAAGAAGGCUUUGAUUUGUUCGUUGAACCAGGCCAAAGUGGUGUUCGUUUACGUGAAGGUGAAUCAGGCUAUGGAGAAUUCGAUUCAUUGCGAUUUAACCAUUCCUGUAUUCCUCGACAUUGUGCUCCUUUGACGACACCAGAAAAUGGCCAAUUAAUAGCUCAAAAUCUGUACAAAAAUUUUAAAAAUGAAGUGAAUAAUACAAACAACAAAAACGAGUUUUUUUCGUCUUCAUUUGCUUUCCCUUCAAUUGUGGAGUUUCGGUGUACUUUUGGUCAUCAAAUGCGUGGGCCUUCACAUCUUAAAUGUUUGGCUGAUGGGACAUGGAAUGGAACAGUUCCAUCAUGCAUACCUGCCACCUGUUCCGGCGUAAAGAAUAGCACAGCUGUUGGACUCUUUGUACAGCCUGAAACCGUCUCCAUUCCUUUUGGCCAAAAUUUAAGUUUUGUCUGUUCCCAAACUAAUCGACCGCCAAAACAUUCUGCACUUGGAGAAAUCCGUCAAUGUAUUUAUGAUCCUCGAACUGAUGGACUGGAAUACUGGUUAAGUGGCCCAGAAGUUGAUUGUCCGCUUGUCGAUUGUGGACCUCCUCCUGCCCUAUCAGGGGCUUAUUAUGAAGGAGAUGAAGGGCAUCAUGGAGGAAACUUUAAAGUAGGAAGCGUCUAUUUAUUCCAGUGCCGUGCUCCAUAUUCUCUUGUUGGAAAAUCUUCAUAUGAUGACCGUAUGGUUCGUUGUAAUGUAGACGGAACAUGGGAUUUGGGUGAUUUACGUUGUGAAGGCCCUGUUUGUGUUGACCCUGGCCAUCCAGAUGACGGACAAACAUUUUUGGACUCUGUUGAGGAAGGGGCUGUUGCAAGUUUCAGUUGUAACAGACCAGGAUUUAAGCCAUUCCCUGCAGAAACUAUAAGUUGCAGUCUUGGAACGCCUUGUGUAUUGAGUGAGGAUGUUGGAAUUUCUUCUGGUUUUAUUCCUGAUGGAGCUUUUUCUGAUAAUUCUGACAAGGUAAUUUGGGGAUAUGAACCUCACAAAUCGCGCAUGUCAUCUUCUGGUUGGUGUGGCUCUAAGGAUGCCUUUAUCUUCCUUUCUGUGCAUCUACAACGAAUUUAUACACUUACAACACUGAGGUUAACUGGUGUUGCUGGUAAUGGGCAUCUGUCUGGUCAUGUUACAAAAAUGCAGCUUUUUUAUAAAGUUCAGUUCAGUCAAAACUAUGAUAACUAUCCUAUGGAAUUCUCUACACCCUCAGGAAAUCACAGAAAAAUUUACCAAUUUACCCUUAAUCCGCCUCUACGAGCCCGUUACAUUCUCUUGGGUAUUACAGAAUAUGAAAAGAACCCUUGCCUUCGUUUUGAUAUGCAUGGAUGUUUAGCUCCUCUGUCUACCACACACGAAGUUCCAGCUCAUUUACAAGUUGGCUGGAAUGCAAGUAUCCCUCAAUGCUUAGAUGCUGAACCGCCAACAUUUAAAAAUUGUCCCCAAUCACCCAUAAUUGUACAAACUGAUGAGAACGGGCAAUUGUUCCCUGCCAAUUAUGUCAUACCUGAAGCUACUGAUAAUUCAGGAAGGAUUACUUACAUGCUAACAAAGCCAGAAGACUUCCAUCCACCCUAUCCAGUCAGUCAAGACACUGAUAUAAUCUAUCAAGCUUUUGACGAUGCGGGGAAUAUGGCUGAAUGUGCUGUUCGGCUAAGAAUACCUGACACAGUUCCUCCCAUCUUGAAGUGUCCUGAUUCUUAUGCUAUCUGGGCACAAGAAAAUCAAACUGAACUUUACAUGCAGUUCAAUGAAUCCUCAGUACGGCUAGUUGUGCAAGACCAAUCUCCAAUUACCCAAAUUUCCUAUGAUCCUCCCGAAGCUCGAAUUAAACUUGAUUCACACGUCACUGUUGAAGCCUCAGUUCUGGAUGCCCAUUCUAAUCGAAAUAAAUGCAAAUUCCAAGUAGCACUGUUACCCGAACCUUGUAGUCCUUGGUCCUUACGCAUUGACGGAGCUACCGUUCAGAAACAAUGUCAACGCCAUGCUAGUGGCACAGUUUGCCAAGUCCAAUGUCGCAAAGGAUAUCGCUUUCUAGAAUCCUUCCCUCAACAAAAAAGCGAAGUUAAGAAACAACAAAAUAGUACUAAUACACUUCCACAACGCUAUAGUUGUUCGAUGGAACAACAAUCGGGAAAAUGGUUGCCCUCGCCAACUCCACCUGCAUGUGUACCAAUGGCUAUGGAACCUGCUCGUUACGAGAUGAGAGUUCACAUGAAUUACAGCCUUACUUCACCUUUACCGAGUGAUUGUGCUAAGGUAAGAGGAAAGGCUUUAGAUCAGGGCUCCGAUCGACAAAAUGACACUCAAAAGUAUCAAAAUCUUGAUUAA